AGGACUUCUGAAGGUUUUUGUUUUUUCAUCCUCGCGACGUAGACGCACUGUACCAACUAUACUUGAAGACUUUUGCGUUUCGCUUUAUAUAUCAUACAGCAAACGGCCGGAAUAUUUUUGAAAUCCAAUUUCCCGUCGCAGUCGCACCUGCGCAGUAGUACACAAAAUCAACAUUUCGUUUGGAUGACAAACUACAACCUAAGAUCUACUACUGGACGAAAAAUUUUUGUCACAAAAAUGCACGAUCCUUUCAUGAUCCCGAAAAGAAAACUCCGACGCGGUCACGGACCACCUUCCCCCGCAGCUGGUGUUUAUUCCGCAUUCUUGUUGGCGCAGCUCUCCAUGUUGUCCCAUUAUGCCGCCUUGGGGUUAUUUGUGGGUGUGGUCUUCGCGAGUGAUAUUGUUCCAAGACCAAGCGCGCUGGUAUCAAAUAAAGGCGGACGCUCGUCCUUUUCAGGCGCAUCUUCCUCGGCAUGCAGCUCCUUGCAUAAAAAUCCACCCCGCGAAGAAAAAGAAGUAGACCACAACAUGGACGAACAAGCGCAGCUCGAUGUUCUGGACACAGCGCCAGCAUCUCCACCACAGAAACGGAGAAAAAUAUUGCGUACUACUGAUCAUUCCGCAGCUGAACAAGAAUGCACAGCUGCUUUUCGCGCCGCAAGCGGCCUCUUACAGGAAAAAUUAACCAUCGCUGCACGCGAAGAUCCACCACAGCAGCCAACCAGCAGUAGCUCUGCCACAGAUCAUCGUCCUCCGCAUCAAGUGCAACCUGAUUUACUCCCAACUGACACUUGGGAGAAUGUCGCGUCUUUCCUUUCCGCUGCCCGGAAAAUUCCUGUGAAACAACAAGUAGGGCAGUCCUCCGAGGAGGAGGAAACACAACAACCAGCGCUGGGAGAUGUUGAAAUCGAGCAAACGAAGCUGAAUCUGGAGAAUUUCUUUAAAACCUUGCAGCGCAAGGCCGCCGCCAUGUGGGAGAAGCAGUUGCUUAUGCAUUGCAAAAGUGUCGUACUGGUCCUUCUCCUAGUUGUAAUUGCAUUUUACAAAUGUCUCCAGCUUGAAAAAUGAAACUAUUUGCAAAAAUGCUCCUUUAGGUUGAAAGAGAAGCUUCUCAUGCAUAAGCAAGUGCAAGAAGUCCUGCGAGUAUCAGAUACUUUUGCACAUCAUAUUCCGGUCUCCGAAGUUUUGGAACGGUGCUACCGACAACUCGGGAGCUGGAUUUUUACGAGCUUGUGCUUCCGACACCGAGAAAGCUGUGGCUGCAGAACGGACCCAGUCGGUUGUGUACAACAGAAAUAUUUCUUUUUCGCACCGAGAACCGCUGUCGCUCCCCAGCAGAUUUCUGACCAGACUCGCUGGGGCAAUCGUGAAGCAGACAAUUCUCGCGCACGUGUUGCGACGUGGCUUCCGCUUGGGGCCGGAGUAUCCGGGUUCCGGGUUCGCAAGUGCGAGUAGGUCGGCGGGAGAAUUGAUGAAACAGGGGAAAAAAACGUACUUUGGCAACGAUUGGCAUCGAAGGCUUUUUUACUUCCGUGACGCGGCGACGUCGACACAAGCUGCUUCCGAUGGAGGUUCAUUAUCCCCUCGAAACCUUGUCCCCGGAACAUUUUCCUGUCGAGCAAUCGACAACAAGAAUACUUGGAACAACAACUGGCAAAGCGGUGACUACAAUAUGGAUUGCAAAUAUGUCUGGGUCUGGAAGAGUGCGAUAUUUGUCAUGCUAGUCUAGCAUGACACUGAGCCCUGUAUUGCGUGGCCAGCAAGAGGCCCUCUGGUCUGUCAUGCAAAAACGCUGUUUCUCAUGCGGAAUACGCAACACAAAGCCACGGAAAAAUUUGUCAUGCUUGGCGGCGCAUUACAAUGUACCUCCUAUUAACUAACAUGCAUCACAACUUUCCAGACCCAGACACUUUUGCAUUUGAUAUACAAUCCGCUGUUGCAACACGGCUGGCUGUCUCCGCAGAUCUUGUCAGAAAUAGGGGUGCGGAAGACGAGAAAAUUAGAGGAGCAGGCGCGCAACCGUGGUUCUCUGUCCUCUAAAGAUGAGAUGAAUAGUACGAAGGGAGCUGCGGCCGCGGGUGUAGUACUACAGUCGAGUAGUUCAUCUACGGCAGCUACUAGCGGUACAACAAGCUCCGGAACGACCACGGCUGCCAGUACGACGUCAUCCGCUUCGUCGAGCUCAAUCUCCUCUUCCGGAGCAGAUGGCAAUACGGCCAGCCUCAAUGGUGCGAGUCCGUCAGGGACUACUACGCAGUAUAGUGGUGUUGAUCACGGUUCUUUAACUACACCAGCGGCAGAGCAGGAACUACGAGGCGUGUCCGACGACGAGGAGGCGGGGGCCACAAGUACGAGGGUCGCUCCACCAGAAGUCGACGAGGAGGCGGUCGCCUGGUCGAAUGUAAAUAUUCAGCCGGAGCACGUGCAGCAGGGCCGCGAUGCCAAGGCUUUUUUCGAGGAGCACGUGGUCAAAAAUAACGACCCAGGCAAGUACUACCCAAAAGUUUUUCUCGAUUCAGGAACAAAGCGGACCGAUUACCACUUCCCCCCCGCCUUCCACCGCCUCUUCGGCCGGCUGCCGCGGCCGGAGGGCUUCAAUCCGAAUGCGCAGGAAGACGAAGAGACGAUCACUCUACAAACCGACGACUACAGGGCCUACAUCCGGAAGCCGGAUGGGUCGAACCGCUGGAGAGUAUGCAUUGCAAAUAUUUCGGGGUCUGUAGAAAUGCCAACCUGUGAUGCGACGUGUGAAGAGGUCCAGACUCUCUGGACCAUGCUGCAAAAUUUGCAUGACAAACUUCUGCAUUUUCCCAGACCCAGAUAUUUGCAAUGGAUAGACCGGCAGCAGCAACCAAACGACGAGCCACUACACGACCAGAUUCGACUAUGCAUUGCAAAAGCAUCGUACCAGUAUAAAUCGCAAUACAAAUUUUCUCAGAAGGAGAAACGGAGUUUGUAAUGCUGAUUUGGCUAAAAAACAAGAUUUGUCAUGCGUGAUUGCAAUUAGUACGAGUAUGAUACUUUUGCAGAGCAUAUCGACCUGGACCAAGCAAUUCACGACGCCACGUGGGGGUAUCCUGAGUAAAAACGUCCCCACACCAGAGUCAAGAUGGUAGAUCUGCUACACAAAUCAACCAGCUAAGACUAUUUUGCAUGACAAGUUUGUGCUCGUAGUGUAAUCCUGUUAAGCUAGUUCAGCAGCAUCACAGAUCUACGCUAUCGUGCUGAUUGACGCAUCACAAAUUCCAAAACGCGACUAGAAAAUGCUUCUCAUUGCGCUCCGCGUGAGAAACUUUUUGUUUUUUGGCAUGCAGAUUUGCAUGACAACUCUGGGGUGGGGACGUUUUUACACAGCAUAGGGGAAGACCAGUAUUCAAUGCAGGACGACCACAUCAGCCUGGCGCGGACGGCGUCUUUGCAGAGGAAUUUGAACCCCACUUGCGGUUUCUGAUUAUGAAUGUGCACAAUGUCCCCUCCCCCUCACUUGUAUAUGCAAAAUCCCAAAUCCAGGUGCUGCCUUGUAGCACUGUUUGCAUGACAAAUGAUCCUGGAAGCCCAAACAGCACUACACUCCAGUGCAAAUUUUUCAUGCAAAACCGGCAUUCUUUCUGAUGCUUGUAUUGCCGUUCAUGCUAUACAAAAUGUGGGGGAGGGGGAGUUGUGGCGCAAUUCUAUACUGAUUCUCGAGUCGCCAGAAGUGUUUACACUUGUGAAAUGCGACGUGCAGAACAACUGGGUGUGCGGGGUGCAAAUCUGCGAGGCCGACGACCGGGAGGAUCGAAGGCGAAGAAUUGCGGCAGAAGACCCCCGUAAUCGAGGAGACCGUGAUGGUGCAACGGGCAGGACGGCGGGGGCGACGAAUGGAGGACGGCGCAUGGAUCAUACGGCCAGGGAUGACGAGUAUCGCCGCGUACAGGGGGGAUAGAUUUUUUAAUUUUGAUCGCACGAGCAUCAAGAGUCCUACGCACAGCUUUAGCACCAGGAUCGGUCCAACUGAAGAAAUGCGCUGGGGCUGGACCAGCAGUGGUACUUGAAACCAGAGAGGACAAUAAAAAUGUGCCACUUCUUUUCAUCGCGCUUGAGCUCUUUACGAAAACGUGGUGUUGCAAAUAAACUUAGUGACGUUGCAAAUAACUUAUUCGCUAGUGUUGUAGAUUGUGGAGCUCAGAUGUCGAUCACGCGAGCAAGCGUCGUACUUGAGACGGAGUUUCCCCACCUCUGUCAUUCCGACAGAAAGCGGUUUGUUGU
This is a messenger RNA of Amoebophrya sp. A120, 4248 nucleotides long. The record is from the annotation of a GenBank genome assembly. Lineage: Eukaryota; Dinophyceae; Syndiniales; Amoebophryaceae.